Molecule: messenger RNA, 3160 nt
Organism: Ctenopharyngodon idella (grass carp)
Lineage: Eukaryota; Metazoa; Chordata; Actinopteri; Cypriniformes; Xenocyprididae
Product: mast cell protease 1A-like
Exons: 7
Coding region: 2152-2895 (247 amino acids)
Biological process (GO): proteolysis
Molecular function (GO): serine-type endopeptidase activity
Source: RefSeq, a predicted model, not a curated record
UUUCUAACCCCUGGACUUUCCACCUCUGCUUUUUGUGGCAUUUUCAUGGUUUGGCAAAGCCAAAACUCACAUCAGAUGUGUUUAUAGAGGCCUCUUCUGACAGAAAGAGUGUAUUACAACACAAAGACCACGCUAUGAAUUGUGCCCCUUGUACAGGGCCGAAUUAUCCAUAGACGGGAUUGGGCGAGUGCCCUGGGGCACCAGCCAAUAGGGGGGAACCAUGUGAUUAAGAUAAUGUCUAGACUUUUAAAAAAAAAUGUCUUGAUUUUCCUGCUAAGAUAAAAACUGAGAUAAAGCGCCCUGCAAUAAAGCAAUAAAACUCAUCUGGAGAGAAGAUCUCAAAGAAAUAGCAUAGGACAACGCCUUGCCCUAAACUGUCCUCACACAUCUACAGUAUGCAAACCCACACACACACCCACACCCUCCUUCCUUUCCCCCUGACUCAAGUCACUGAAAGUUCUCCAAGAAUUCUAUGUAUAAUGUAUCUUGUAUAUCUAUUGUUUUUCCCUUUCAUGUUUGGUAUCAUUUUAAAUGUCCCUGUCCCAGUGCAAUUGGUAAAAUGGUCUCAAUUUCACAGCAGUCACUGGUAUUAUGAGGAAGAUUGAAAACUAAGGAGAAUUCUGUCCUCCUUUUGGGUGGUGUCUCUUCAAGAUAUCUGAAAACCCACUCCUCUCCCCCCAAAACAGGUGUUGGUGUAGUAAAUAUUUACAAUCCUUUUAUUCUGGUCUGGGUAUUUAAGGUAAGGUGCAAAGCAGUCAUGUGGGAUCUUCUGUAGCCAGACACCCCUAUGCAGUGAUGGGUAAGUGUCUUAAAAACACUAAUCCACCACUGUGUGUAUGUGCAUUUCUUACUCUUAGAGUCAUCUUUGAGCAACUGAUGUUAUGCAUUUAUUAUUUCUGAAUUGGCUUCUAAUUGUCCAACUAUGUAAUUGGCAUGAUACAUUUUUACUUGACAAAUAAAAUGUUAUUUGAUUUACUCUGGAUUCUUCUGAAAUCAUUAUGACCAGUAGAUUAUUGGAGUCCAUAUUUCCGCAAAUCUGCGUCAGGAUAGAUUCAAACUAAAGGCCCAUGAAAGGAGCAUGUUGGCACAUCAUGGGACUUUUUGAUUUUGUCUAUCAACUGGCUUAGCAAGUUGCAGUAUCGUGACUAAGAAAACUGUGUUUUUGUAUGAACAAGCAUGUGGUGGUUCUACUCAAAUGCAUUAGUAAACUCUGCACCCUCUGACUAAGAAUCAGAACUGGUGAAUUUGUGUCGUGAGAUCCAUGCAAACCCGGGGCAUGUGACCCUAAGUGAUAUGGGUCCGUAAUGAACGAAUAAUUAUAUGGGUAUGGGAUACCCAGAAUAAUCAAAUAUCUAAAUUAAUACAUAACCAAUGAUUAAUUUCUAAUUGUAAACACAACCUAAGAGUAAUAAUCAUUUGAAAUUGGAGUCAGAUUAAACGAGUCAAAUUAAGUGAACUUCACAAGGGCGCUGAAAAGACAUACACGCAUUAAACCUUCGCCCAGGCCGUCGGAUUCCAUUUUUGGGCCGAUGGGGGGUUUCUUACAAUAUUAUUUAGCUGGAAAGAUACGGAUACAAAAUGAACAGUUAAUGAUACAAUAUAUACAGAGAGAAUAUAAAAUUUGUGUGUGUAUAUAUAUAUAUAUAUAUAUAUAUAUAUAUAUACACACACAAAUAGUGGCCACUGCAUGAGCUCAUGUGCCUUAAAGAAACUUUGAACCUUGCUUUUUCCACACAACAGUGUCAUUAUUGGUGCUGACCAGAUGAGGUGCUUAAACAUGAUGGCAACAAGUUUUGGUUUUAGACAUAAGACCAAAAGGAUUUGAAAAAAAUUUCCCAAGGUGUUGACAUCAGAAAAUGAGAAAGUCCCCACAAACAGUUAUACUCUGCUUCUUCUGCAGACACUCAGUGAUCGUCGUCUUCAUCAUGACCAUCAUCAUCUCUCUGCUCCUGCUGGACUCUCUGCUGCCACACUUGACCUUCGCUGUGAUGAAUGGCAAGGAAGCCAACCUCCACUCCAGACCUUACAUGGUUUCUCUUCAGAAAAACUCUCAACAUAUCUGCAGCGGAUUCCUAAUUUCUGAUGAGUUUGUGUUGACUGCCACACAUUGCGGAAAGAACCAGCAAGAGCUCAUCGAUCGUUAUCUUCAUCAUGACCAUCAUCAUCUCUCUGCUCCUGCACCUGACCUUCACUGCUCGUGUGAGUGUGGGUAUAGUGAACGGCAGAGAAGCAAAACCUCACUCCAGACCUUACAUGGUUUCUGUCCAAGCGAAGAAGCAACAUAUCUGCGGUGGAUUCCUCAUUUCUGAUAGAUUUGUCAUGACUACUGCAGACUGCAGAAACAAUUGUCCAGUCCUGACAGUUGUGCUAGGUGCACAUGACCUACAACAAAACACUUUGGACCGAAUAAAAGUGGAUUUCUACCAUGAGCAUCCGAACUAUAACAAGAAAACCUUUCAUAAUGACAUUAUGCUUUUGAGGCUAGAAAAACAUGUGGAACUAAACGACAAUAUCAAGUGGAUAUCCAUACCAAUGAAAGAAGAUGAUAUCGAAGCAGAUACUGUUUGUAGUGUCGCAGGAUGGGGAAGUUUAAAAACAAAUGGGACAGGAAACAACCGUCUCAUGGAGACAGAUGUGACAGUCUUGAAUAACAAGGAAUGUGAAUGUAAAUGGGGGGGAAAAGACUAUUCAACUUCAGAGAUGAUGUGUGUAUAUGGCAUUGGAGGAAGCUGUAAUGGGGAUUUAGGAGGUCCUUUGGUUUGUGGAGACACUGCAGUCGGUGUAACAUCCUUCGGGGACCCUCGUCACUGUAAUUCACUAAAACUACCUGAAGUUUAUAUUAAGAUUUCAGCAUAUCUUCCAUGGAUAAAGAACAUUAUUGGAAAUGUUAAUUGAAUUAAUUAAAGAUGAAAUGGGGUGAUUUUUGUUUUUUUAAGGUUGAGUUGAUUUGCUGCCAAAUCUUCAUUCAAUAAACAUAAUAAUCAUUGUAAUAUACAUAAAAAUGUGCUGUGUGCCUUUUUCUCAUUUAAAAAAAAUAAACAAAAUAAAAAUUACAGCAUAAAAAAACAGCAGUUAAGAAAGCAUCUGGUCAUAGCUAUGUGGAUGUGUUCACACAAGCUUUGCAAUUCACCGGCAUCAUGAGAUGAGGUCAUGAAAAAAU